AUGGCCGAGAAACGCAGAUCGAUGGCGCUGCAGUCGUCAAAGACUCGCAAGCGGCUGCCAACGCUUGCAGAGGUGCUGGCCCGCAGGACGUCGCCGCCCGUCGACCUCUAUUGCUUCUACCUCUUCCUCCAGCGCGAGGGAUCCGAGGACUCGCUCGACUUCUGGCUCGACGUCCAGCAGCACGAGAACCUUUGCCGCGCCUACUUCAAGGACCUGCGAAAGAGCGGCAAGAGCGUUCGGGACGACUGGCCGCUCUACUACCGCGAGGCAAAGGAGCGCGGCAGCAUCUACAACAAGGUCAACGGCAUUAAUGAGGAGGGCUUCGAGGAGUUUCCCAGUCAGGGCGGACCCGCUGGUGGCAGCAGCAUCGGCCACGGACGCGGCGCCGGUGCCGAGACGCCAGACUUCUCCAAUCUCUCGCAUGGCAUCGAGGCGACCACGACCGGCGAAAGGCCUACCAACGGGCCUCGAUUCCCCGGCGACCCAGACUACCUUGCACAGCAGACGCGCGCCGAGCGCAAGCACAUGCUGGCUAAGCGCGCCAGCGUCGCCCCCACCGUCAUCUCGCGCUCGACGGCCAUCACGCGGAUCGACUUGGUGGCCAGCGCCGAGCGAAUCUACGCGCGAUACCUGCUGCCGGGCAGCGAAAAGGAAAUCUACCUCCCCGGGCCGCUGCGCAUCACGAGCUUCCCCAUCAGCUCCGGCUCGCUGCCGCAUCCGCAGGACGAGGAGCAGCAGCGCGCGCUCGCCCGCGUGCCGGACAUGUUCCACGCCCAGAAGGAGUACGUCUUCCGCACCAUGGAGGCCGACGUCUUCCCGCGCUUCCUGCGCUCCAAGGCGUUUGGCAACCUCACGCCCAUCUCUGCGCUGGUCCGCCUGAGCCUCGGCCUGCUGGCGCUGUGGGCCGCGCUCGCCACGGGCUUUAGCUUCAUCUUCCUCGACGUCGAGAGGACCAAGCGGCUCUGGGUCAUCCUGCCGUUCUCGAUCGCGGUGCUGCUCAUCAUCUCGCAUCAGUACGAGCUGGACCCGAUCCUCGUCUUCCUCUCGCAGUCGGAGACGACGCCGUUCCACCUGAUUCGCAUCCGCGAGCCGUACGUCAAGAAGCUGCUGUUGCAGCGGAGCCUCGGCGUGCUGCUGCUCAUUGCCCUGAUCACGGCCGCCUUGACGGUGCUGUUCGUCUUCGUGCCGGGUCAUCGCCUCUGA
Messenger RNA from Pseudozyma flocculosa PF-1, 1203 nucleotides. RefSeq lists its product as uncharacterized. Bases 1 to 1203 code for a protein of 400 amino acids. Gene Ontology annotation, cellular component: plasma membrane. NCBI's taxonomy places the organism in Eukaryota, Fungi, Basidiomycota, Ustilaginomycetes, Ustilaginales, Ustilaginaceae. The record is from RefSeq and is a predicted model, not a curated record. Gene Ontology annotation, biological process: intracellular protein localization. The transcript has a single exon.